Messenger RNA from Trematosphaeria pertusa, 1707 nucleotides. RefSeq lists its product as uncharacterized. The transcript has 4 exons. The record is from RefSeq and is a predicted model, not a curated record. The coding region runs from base 1 to 1707 and encodes 568 amino acids. Lineage: Eukaryota; Fungi; Ascomycota; Dothideomycetes; Pleosporales; Trematosphaeriaceae.
AUGCAGCCCGCAUCCUUAUCCAAAUCUCUCAAAUCCCGUUGCAACAGUGAUUCAGAGCUACAUAUCCUAGCAGCGUAUGAAGCCUCUGGCGAAAAGAUCACUUUCGAUGUCUCGAACUGCUCAUGGCAAGAUGUGUUGGACCAAAUGGCAAAAGCCGAGGAUGUGUAUGUCUCGAAAGGGGAGAAGAACAAGAUCCGGUCCGUCCUUCGACACGGGGCGGCAAUCUCCAAUACUCUGAGUCCAUGGACGGCAUUCAUACCGCAGGACCUUGGGCUGAACGCUUUACAAGCUGGGUUGGCCGUGGUAUUCCAGGCCAUACAAAAGCGGGAAGAGAAUCGUGAAAAGAUCUUCCAAGCGUUCCGGAUGAUCCCGGAGACGGUCGACCGGGCUAGCCAGAUCCGCAAGCUAUAUCCAUCCGAUGAUACCCUCCGAGAUUGCACAAGCCAUCUUUUCGAAAGGCUACUCGUAGGAAUGAAGGACCUCAUCGAGAUUCUCCUCCGAAAGGGUGGUAAGAGGAACUUUCUUCGUCGGGUGGCGUCGCCGCAGGACGAAGGAAUAGAGAUAGAUGUGAUUCUCGGAGACGUGACGGAUGCCACGCAACGGCUCGAACACUGCGUCCAGAACCUAGACCGUCAACAAUCAGCCCGGACAUACAAAAAUACGGACGAAGGCUUACGAGAAGUUAAAGCUGUGCGACAGACCGUCCAUAGCACACGGCAGGAAAUGCUCCGCCGAAUGGACAGUUUCAAGAAUCGAAUACAAGUGGAAAUUCGGAGUCUUUGUCCCGCACUGGCCGCCCACAUUCAUACCUACCUGUAUCAAAUGGUUCAAGCAGGCGUUGAAUCGAGGAGCAUCGAGUUAGCCGAGAGUGGACCACGCCGCCCCUUGCCAGCAGCACUGCUGUGUUACCCGCAGCUUCUAGAAAUACUAAACGUCGAGCCUCUCGAAGCGAACGCAGCGGUCGAAUACGUCAUUCGCCAGGGGUAUGGCUUGGAGACCUCUGCACUUGCUCAGAGCAACGCGUUGAUGCUCCAGCGAGGGUUCAAUAGGUGGCUUAGGAGUAGUGAGUCUGGAAUGAUUCUCGUGGAUGCCCAUUGCGAUAGAGCAACAAUCGGAAGGAUCUCCCCAAUGUCCGUAUUCUGCGCCUCUUUCGCCACCCACUUGAAAACGCUCCGCGAAGCACUCGUUCUGCACUUCUCAUGCAGCCUGCAUUCCAAUCCAAAAGACUCUCUUAGAGGCCCCCAAGGAUUGAUGCGCAGCCUCAUCGCCCAGCUGUUAUUCCGCUCCGGGACGGAAUCGCCCCGGCUCGACUUCAUCAACUCGCAGCGACUAGUCCUGGAUCUGGAGAAAUGGGAACUCGGCGCGCUAUCUCACGUCUUCCGAUGCCUAGUCCAACGACUCCCUGGAAGGGCGACGGUUUUCUGCAUCGUCGAAGGCAUUUCUGAAUUCGAGCGGAAACAAGAUGGCUGGGGCGCCAAGCUAUGCGACGUCGCCCGAGCGCUGCAGAUUCUCGCGGCGCCUGGGGAUAACGGGCCGAUGGUCAAGCUCAUGCUAACGAGCAGCACAAGAAGCACGCUCGUUGUGAAGGAGGUGGCAGCUUCUCAACGGAUCUCGCUCAGCGCAGGCGAGGCUCUCGACCGGCCCGUCUCCGGACGGGGAAUGUUGUUGGACUUCGGGAGAACAAGAUCCGCGCAGAACGGCACGUAG